This is a messenger RNA of Erythranthe guttata (spotted monkey flower), 1945 nucleotides long. RefSeq lists its product as uncharacterized. The record is from RefSeq and is a predicted model, not a curated record. NCBI's taxonomy places the organism in Eukaryota, Viridiplantae, Streptophyta, Magnoliopsida, Lamiales, Phrymaceae. Gene Ontology annotation, molecular function: catalytic activity.
CAAGAAAAGUCAACGAGAAAAAGCGUCAACGUAUCAGUUGCUUCAAAAGUCAAAACUAUCUACACUCUCUUAGGAAAAAUGAAAUCUUUUUCACAAAUCGGAUUAUCUCUCACCUUCUGCUUUCUCUUGAUCUCCGGUCAAACCAAAACGGUUAAUUCUUCAUCCGACGAGAAUUCCGGCGAUGAACAGUGCAAAGCAUGGCUGGUUCAAUCAAUCCCCACCGACAUGCCCCACCUCCGCCUCGUUCCCGGCGUUCUCUCCACCGGUGACGUAUUUCGAUGGCUAGCUGGAAAUUCAUCGCGAAGCCUCGAUAUAAUUGCACAAUACUGGCAAUUGUUGGCACAUCCAGAAAAUCCCCAAUCAGGGGACUAUGGUUAUUCGAAGGAAGAAAUGAACAAAUUUGGGGCAAAUAACGGAAAUCGAGUUUAUCGAGCGUUGGAAAACGCUGCUGAUCGCAACAUUAGUAUAAGACUCUUACAGCACUCUGGUGUUUACCCCGAUUAUACCGAAGAACCAUCGAAUCUCGCUUCGGGAAGGCCGAAUGUGAGGAAUGUAACUUUACUACUUAAGGACUGGUUUGGAUCGGGCAUUGUUCAUGCCAAGGUUUGGAUAUCGGAUAACAAAGACGUGUACAUUGGGUCCGCGAAUAACGAUUGGAAAUCUUUAACUCAGGUUAAGGAAGUCGGGAUUUAUCUCGUCGGCUGUCCAAGAAUUGCAGAGGAGGUCAAAGUUUACUACGACAACUUAUGGAAACUAGCCCAUCUUAACUCUUCUGCUUAUACGAAAUCGAUUUGGGAUCAACAAUGGCAGAUUAUCCGGAAGGUUCCGUGUUGGUCACAUUUUCUACUCCCAGAAGAACGGUGCAGAUCGCCGCUUCCUAAGUAUGUGGAGGUGAAGCAUGUAACUGGCUACCCUGUGCUUUCAGAUCCCGAUAAGUUUCGUGUUUCUGUUGAAACUCCUGGAUGGAAUUAUUCAGCAUCGCAGCCUCAAUCGAGCUAUCUGUCUUUUGCUCCACCGGAGCUGUCGUUCAGCAAGCAUCAGGCAGACGAACAAGGUUGGGUGGACACAAUAAAAUCUGUCGGAAACGGAGCUACACUUCGAAUCAGUACAAUGGAUUGGCUCGGUCAAUCUCAGUACACUUCCCCGACAGUAUAUUGGUCAACCCUAUCGUCAGCCAUAUCCGAGGUCGUCUACAGUAAGCAGGCGAAAGUAAAACUACUCGUUUCAUACUGGGCACAUUUCAUCAACAACACAGACCAGUACCUAAAAUCACUUCUCUACACAAACAAUCUCUGCUCUUCGUCAAGUUCCAAUAAAUGUGGUGGGAAAAUCGAGAUUAAAUACUACCUCGUCCCGGGGUAUAAUUUGACCGGAGCUGCCUCCACAGCUGGCGGCGCAGCCACCGGAAAUAUUUAUCCGGCGUACACGAGAGUCAACCAUGGGAAAUACGCUGUGAGCGAUAAACGGGCCCACAUUGGUACGAGCAAUCUCGUGUGGGAUUAUUUUUAUGCGACUGCAGGAGUUGGAUUUGGAACGAAUAACGUUGCCAUUGUUGACCAGCUUCGAGAAAUCUUUGACGCGGAUUGGGAGUCGCCUUAUGCAGUGCCUGUUGUGCCGUUAUUGGAAGAAGGAUAUGCUUGUUCUGGCUGAACGACGAGUAUCAGUAUUAUCGUUUUUUUGGUGAGGCUAUUUCCCGAUGCCCGAACAUCGUACACAAUGUAAUAUGUAUGUGAAAGAUCACACGAAUAGAGAUGGCAACGGGUCGGUUCUGGGUCGGGUUUGCCUAACCCCGAGACCCGACCCGUGAAAAAUAUAUAAAACCCAGACUCACCCCAACCUGGUUCAGCUUAGACCCAGACCCGCCCCAACCCAUACCCGAAUUAAACGGUUCUGACUCGCCAGACCCGCAGGACUCGUUAACAUAAAAAAAAAGUUUAUUAUUGUU